This is a messenger RNA of Neltuma alba, 657 nucleotides long. Its product is annotated as cell division cycle-associated protein 7-like. Gene Ontology annotation, cellular component: nucleus. The record is from RefSeq and is a predicted model, not a curated record. The coding region runs from base 1 to 612 and encodes 203 amino acids. Gene Ontology annotation, biological process: regulation of DNA-templated transcription. The transcript has 7 exons. Lineage: Eukaryota; Viridiplantae; Streptophyta; Magnoliopsida; Fabales; Fabaceae.
AUGGAAACGGCAGCCACCUUCCACUGCGACGAUCUCAGCAAAUUAUAUGCAUCUGAAGAUGAGGAAGAUCGUCUUCCGAGUGAUUCAGAAGAGAAGAGACCUGCAAAUGCACCGUUGAUUAAACUAAGGGGUGUAGAACUUCAACUUUCUGCAGAAGCUUCGGCUGUGCGCUGCAAUAGCAAGGGUAGAGGCAGUGUGUACAACCCUGUAUUUGGCAUAUGCUGCCAUUUCUGCAGGCAAAAGAAAUUAUGUGGUGAAGAAGACUGCAAAAGAUGUGGCUAUUUUGAUGUAAAUGAGCCGUGCCUAGGAAAGACUGAUUGUUCUGCAUGCCACUCUAGUACCGGUGUUUUCUGCAGAGCAUGCCUCAAGGUUCGCUAUGGUGAAGAAUUGGAGGAAGUGAGAGAGAACAAACAAUGGAUGUGCCCUCAUUGCAUAGAAGCUAAAGGAAUUAACCCUUACUGGAUAUGCAACAGCUCACUAUGCCUGAAGAAACGCAACAUAGCUCCAACUGGAAUUGCAAUAUUCAGAGCUCGCCAAAUGGGAUAUGAAUCAGUGGCGCAUUUUCUUAUGGAUGAACUCAAAAGAAAAGAUCCAAAAAGAUGCAAAACUUGAAGGAUACGCGUGUAAUGUGAGAUCAAGGUUUGAUAGGGAUUUUAA